This is a messenger RNA of Drosophila albomicans, 1310 nucleotides long. It is a transcript of the gene 128up, whose product is annotated as GTP-binding protein 128up. Gene Ontology annotation, molecular function: GTP binding; GTPase activity. Gene Ontology annotation, cellular component: cytoplasm. Bases 121 to 1227 code for a protein of 368 amino acids. Lineage: Eukaryota; Metazoa; Arthropoda; Insecta; Diptera; Drosophilidae. The transcript is spliced from 4 exons. The record is from RefSeq and is a predicted model, not a curated record. Gene Ontology annotation, biological process: cytoplasmic translation.
GAUUGUCCACCUCUAACGCUGGCCGACAGUUCCAUGCGAGUUUAUUUUCGUUUUAAUGCAUAAAAAUUUUGUAAAUAACACCCGAUUUAAAAUUGCGUUGAAGAAAGCAGCUCGGCAACUAUGAGUACAAUUCUGGAGAAGAUUGCGGCCAUUGAGUCGGAGAUGGCACGCACGCAAAAGAAUAAGGCGACGUCGGCGCAUUUGGGUCUCUUGAAAGCCAAACUGGCGAAGCUGCGACGCGAGCUCAUCUCCCCUAAGGGCGGUGGCGGCGGUACUGGUGAAGCCGGCUUUGAGGUGGCCAAGACUGGAGAUGCUCGGGUCGGGUUUGUUGGCUUUCCAUCGGUGGGCAAAUCGACGUUACUAUCGAAUCUGGCCGGCGUUUACUCUGAGGUGGCAGCCUACGAGUUCACAACCCUGACAACGGUGCCAGGAUGCAUCAAGUACAAGGGCGCCAAGAUUCAGCUGCUCGAUUUGCCCGGUAUCAUUGAGGGUGCCAAGGAUGGCAAGGGCCGUGGUCGUCAGGUGAUUGCUGUGGCGCGUACCUGUAAUUUAAUCUUCAUGGUACUCGAUUGCCUUAAACCAUUGGGACACAAAAAGCUGCUGGAGCAUGAAUUGGAAGGCUUUGGUAUACGGUUGAAUAAGAAGCCACCAAAUAUUUAUUACAAAAGAAAGGACAAGGGUGGCAUCAAUCUCAAUUGCAUGGUGCCGCAAUCUGAAUUGGAUUCGGAUCUCGUCAAAACCAUUCUGUCGGAAUACAAAAUUCAUAAUGCGGAUAUUACGCUGCGUUACGAUGCAACCAGCGACGAUUUGAUUGAUAUCAUCGAAGGCAACCGCAUAUACAUACCGUGUAUCUAUCUGCUUAACAAGAUUGAUCAGAUUUCCAUUGAGGAGCUGGACGUCAUCUACAAGAUUCCGCACUGUGUACCCAUAUCAGCGCAUCAUCACUGGAACUUUGACGAUCUGCUUGAACUGAUGUGGGAGUAUUUAAGAUUAGUCCGAAUUUAUACCAAGCCCAAAGGACAACUGCCCGACUACAGCUCUCCAGUUGUGCUGCACAAUGAACGCACUAGCAUUGAGGACUUUUGUAACAAGUUGCAUCGCUCCAUAGCCAAGGAGUUCAAAUAUGCAUUGGUGUGGGGCUCUUCGGUGAAGCAUCAACCGCAGAAGGUUGGUAUUGAGCAUGUGCUCAAUGAUGAAGAUGUUGUGCAAAUUGUGAAAAAGGUCUAAGAUCUGUUAAUUCUAUUCUAUGCUUUGGAUUUUAAUUGUGUUUGAUUGCAUUUUCAAAUAAAAACUCAUUGCUGACACGUUUA